AUGGCUAAAAGUAAAGCAUGUUUGGAAUUAAAUCAAAACAGAAUUUUACAUGAAGCCGUUGUUUUCAUAGAUACUGAAGAUUUGACUAACCGCUUAAAUUCAAAAGAUCCCUUAGUUGUUCACUACUUAAAGGUUAGCGGAGAUCAAACCCAUCUUGUCUACGGUUUUGGACCUGAACAUACAAUUUUUGGCAUUAACGUAGUGGACGUGAGAGAAAAGCCAUCAACUAUAUGUUUUAUUAAAGGAGCUUAUGAUGCUGAACUUGGUGGAAAAGUUUCUACCGGCAAUUUAUGUUUAUUCUACACCAUUUUAACUUCAAGUGGUCGACCAUACCGACUUUACAAGAAAUUUUUACAUAAACUACCGUUGCAAAAGGAGCCAUUUCUACAUAGGCUUUGGAACUUUUGUUACGCCUUUAAUGUACCUACGGAGGAUGAGCUACUUUUUGAAGAAAAAGAUAAUCGAUUUUUCUUAAAUAUUUCUAGGACAAAAAACGGGCACUUAGUGUUGCUGGGUUCUCAUUCAAAGACAUCAUCUGAGGUUUGGUUAGUCGAUGCACACACAUCCUCCCAGCCAACAGAGAUACACACUCAUUCCCGUUCAAAAAUACAACUUUUAUGUUCAAGAAAUUCUAAAAUAAAGUAUUACGUAGAACACGUUAGCAGUGACAUACCUGAAAACAGCUUUUACCUGCUUAUUUGUCAAAAAACUGAAGCCACAGACUUGGAGAUAGUAAAAGCUUAUCAUUUAGGAAGCGACCAUACUUUAGGAGAGAAGCUUUUUAAUUCGAACUCUGAAACAAAAAUAGAAGAAGUUGACGUUUUUAAUACAUAUUGUGUUAUAUACGGAAAACUGAAAAGAACAGGUGAUGCAAGCGUUAAGGUUUUGCAUUACGACGGACGUAAAGUCGACGACGUUGAGUUGCCCGUCGCCUACUGCACUGUUGCGCCAUGCCCCUCUUUAGAUUAUACUGCUGAAACUUUUAAGUUUACCUUAUCAUCUCCUAUUUUGCCUCCCCUUCUUUUAGAAUAUGAUACUGUUAAAAAGGUUUAUAAAACUCUUAAAACCUCAGAAGCAACCUCGGGCCUUAUAUUCCGCCUUUUUAGUUUAGACCUAACUUCUUGUGAAAUUAAAAGUAUUACCGUGAGGCACGGCGACGUUUUAAUUCCAGUCACUCUUAUUCAUAGUCAAAGUGUCAUCGAAAACGGCAAAAACCCACUCAUUUGCUAUGGUUAUGGUGCUUACGGAGAAUGCUUAAAACGCGACUUCGUGCUAGAGAGAAUCCCUUUACUAGCAGACGGCUGGUUACUAGCGCUUUGCCACGUAAGAGGAGGAGGUGAGCUCGGUACGCACUGGCACGAACAGGGAAAACUAAUGUUAAAAAAGAACAGCGUGGAUGAUUUUAAGGCCUGCAUCGAGUGGCUACAAACAGAACGUCCGUAUAGCAGUCCACAGCUAACCGUCAUACACGGCUCCAGCGCUGGUGGCUUGUUAGUGGGGGCUAUAUAUAAUAAACAACCGAAAAUGUUUUCUUGCGCGAUAAUGAGAGCUCCUUUUUUAGACGUUUUAACGGAAAUGCUCGAUCCCAAUCUUUUUUUAACGGAGCAUGAACGUGAUGAAUGGGGAGAUCCUCUAACGAAUAAAGAGGUUUAUGACUACAUCAAGUCUUACUCACCUUUAGAAACUCUAGAAAGAUUUAGCCAAUCCCCCCCUAAUUUACUUAUAACAACCAAUUUAUACGAUUCCGUCGUCCCAUUUUCUCACUCUGCGAAAUAUAUUAUAAAAUUACGAAAUUGUAUGGAAAAAAAGAAUUACAAAUCGGAAGCUUUUCCUUUAAUUUUGUUGAAUGUUAUUGAAAAUUCUGUACAGCUGCAAGGUAAAGGAUUAAACAAAUACCAUGAAUGGUCAACGCCGUUCAUGCUAAAGGUUUUAAGCAUGACUAGCACGAACUUUCUCGCUAUUGCGAACUGA
Zophobas morio is the source of this 1971-nucleotide messenger RNA. Its product is annotated as prolyl endopeptidase-like. The transcript is spliced from 15 exons. Gene Ontology annotation, molecular function: serine-type endopeptidase activity. Gene Ontology annotation, cellular component: cytoskeleton; Golgi apparatus. Lineage: Eukaryota; Metazoa; Arthropoda; Insecta; Coleoptera; Tenebrionidae. Gene Ontology annotation, biological process: proteolysis. The record is from RefSeq and is a predicted model, not a curated record. Bases 1 to 1971 code for a protein of 656 amino acids.